AUGACUAAUAUAAAAGAAGGGAAUGUAAAUACAUGUCAUGAAAAAGAUAAAGAAAAAAAAAAAGAUUCAACUGAAAAUAGAAAGAAGAAACCAAAUGAGAAAGAAAAGAAAAAUCCGAAUGAUAAUAAAAUAAAAAAAAUAGAAUACAAAAAUAAAAUAACAUACUUUUUCAAAGCGAAAAAUAAUAAACAAAAUGAUGAUACACAUAAAAAAAAUGACGAAAUAAAAAAUAAUAAUAUUGAAGCAUUUAAUAAUAAUGACAAAGGAAUAAAUAAUAAUAAUCAUAAUAAUAUUGAAACAUUUAAUAAUAAUGACAAAGGAAUAAAUAAUAAUAAUAAUCAUAAUAAUGUUGAACCAUUUAAUAAUAAUGACAAAGGACUAAAUAAUAAUAAUCAUAAUAAUAUUGAAACAUUUAAUAAUAAUGAAGAACAUAAUAAAAAUAAAUCGAAUGAAAACUUUUUUAAUAACCCUGACUUGUUCAUAAAAGAUGAAAAAAAAUUUAAAAGUUCAGAUUCAUAUUCAAAAAAUACAAUUCUAAAAAAAAAAAUAGACAUUUCUGAUGAUUUAUGGUUAAAUGAAAAAAAAAAUAAUAGUCCUAUAAUAAAACUAGAACCGUUAAAUACAGCUAGCGAAAAGAAUAUAUUUGAAGCAUCUGACACUGAAAAUAUAGAAUUAUGUUCUAGAAAAAAUAUAGAAGAAAAAUGUUAUAAGCAGAAUUAUUUAUAUGAUAAUUCUGUAAGUAAUAAUAUUAUUGAUAACAUAUCUAAGGAUAUGAAAAAAAAUAAAAUAUGUGAUACGAUCUUAAAAAAAAAAGAUUCUAUUGAAAAGGAAGAACACAUUCCUUUGAAUAAUAGUAAUAAUAGUAGUAAUAAUAGUCAUAAUAAUAGUCAUAAUAAUAGUAAUAAUAAUAAUAGUCAUAAUAGUAAUAAUGACUUUUGUUAUAAUAAUCAGUGCAAUUCUGAAAAUGUGUUUCAUGAUGAAAAAAAAGAAAAUCCUUAUUUAGAUAAUCAUAAUAAAGAACAAUCGAAUAAAUCAAGAAAAAUUUCGAUUGUCAAUUUUUUUGGAGAUAAUAUAGAAAUAACAGUAAAUAUAAAUGAAGAAAAUGAGAACUAUGAAAGUGAAUCUAGCAGUGAUAACAGUCUUGUGAGAAGUGAAUUAAAUAGUAAUAAGAUUUCCAAGAGAAAUAUAAAUCAAACCGAUAUUAUAGAUACUAAUAAAAAUAAUAAUAAUAAAAAAAAAAAAAUAAAAAAUAAUAAUAAUAUUUUUAAAAGAAAGUCCAUUUCGGAUUGUGAAAAUUAUAAUAAGAAAGAUAAAAAAAUAAAAAAAAAUAAAUUAAAUCAUCAUAAUGAUGAAUAUGACAAUGAUUAUGACAAUGAUUAUGAACAUGAUUAUGAACAUGAUAAUAAUGAUGAUGAUAAAAUUGUUAAUUGUACAAAUAAAAGAAAAACUGCAUCAAAUAAUAUUCAUAACGGAAAAAGAAACAAAUGUCAUCUUUUCAAUUCAAAGAAUCUAAUAAAUAAAAGAACUUUAAUAUCUGAUAACGAAUUGGAUAUGUCAUGCAAAAGUAGGAAGAGAACAAAAAUUGAAAGAAUUGUUAAUAAACCUGAACAACAAAUAGAUAUGCACACAGAAGAUAUAAUACAACAAAAUGAUAAUGAAGAAAAUAAUGUUAUCGAAAGGAAAGAAUUAAUUGAUACGAAUAAAGAAACAAAUAAAUAUAAAAGUGGAAGACAAACAUGUAUGUAUGCAGAAAUAUUUAAUAAAUUAAAUGUGAAGAAUAAAAAAAAAAAAAAAAAAAAUGAACAAGAAAAAAAUGUUCCCCUUAAGAAUAUAACGGAGAGUAAAAUGAUAAAUAAUAUAUUAAAAAAUGAUACAUUCAAAAAUGAGAUAAUGGAUACAAAAUUUUGUUUACAAGAAAAUAUAAUAAAUAAAUUAACUGCAAAUAUGCCCAUAGAAAAAAAACCUGUCGAAAAGGUACCUAAUAAAACUAUCUCUAAUUUAAAAAUACCAAAUCUGACAGUACCACUUUUGAUGAUGACAAAUGAAGGUCUAAAAAGUUCAAGCACAUCAAAGGGUACAAAAAAAAUGAAUGAUAAUAUAAAAGGUGAUAAUAAUAUAAAAGGUGAUAAUAAUAUUAAGGGUGAUAAUAAUAUUAAGGGUGAUCAUAAUAUUAAUGGUGAUAAUAAUAUUAAUGGUGAUAAUAAUAUUAAUGGUGAUAAUAAUAUAAAAGGUGAUAAUAAUAUUAAUGGUGAUGAUCAUAUUAAUGGUGAUGAUCAUAUUAAUGGUGACCAUCAUAUCAAUAGUAAUCAUCAUAUUAAUAGUAAUGGCCCACUUAAUAUACCAAUAAAUAUAAAGGGAACAGAAAAGAGUGCAAAUAAUUGUACCCCUCAACUAACCAACAGAAAUAAUAAAAAAGAAGAUAAAAAUAAUUGUGAAGAGAAAGACAAAUGUAAUAUCGAAAAAGAUAUAUUAAACGAAAAAAGGAAAGUUCAAAUAUUAAGAGUUUUAAAUAAGUAUUACUUCGAAAAAGAAUAUAAUGAUUAUAUUUAUUUGGAUAGAGAGAAAAAAAAAAAAAAAAAAGAUUGUAUUGAAUUAUUAAAAGAUAGUUGUAAUAAACCAUAUACUUUUUUCAUUGCUGGUAAAUUUAAUUUGUUUAGUAAUUUUGUAUUAAUAAAAAAAUUAAAAGAUGUAGGAUAUAAUAUUACAUAUAACAUGAGAAGAAGUAAUAGUUUAAUAUUAGGAUAUGAUAUAAGUAAUGAUAUAUUAAAAAGAGUAGAGAAUUUUAAAGGAGAAGUAUUUGAUGAGAAAAGUAUAAUGAUUCAUUUAAAAAUUAAUAUACAAAAUCGUAUGAAUUUAUUUAUACCUAUAAAUAAAUAUAAUGGAAAAAGAUAUAAAAUAUUUUUUAAUGAAAGUAAUAUAAAGAAUUCUCCAGUUUGUUUAAUAAAUAAGAAAUUACAUUUUUUUUGUAAGACAAUGAAUACAUAUAUUGAAAAUAUAAAUAUGAAUAAUAUAGAUUAUAAAAAAUUAUUAAAUUUAAAAAGACUUAUGAAUAGUUUUUUAUUAUUUUUACAUAUGGGGAGAAAUAAAUUCCAAUCAGAUAUAAAUUCAAUCUUAUUUUAUUAUAAAAGAUAUUAUUCUCUUAAAAAACCAUUAAAUGAACAAAAUUUAUAUAAUUAUAUAUUUUUUUUUAAAAAAAUAUGUAAACUAUUUAGUACCUCUUAUGUAAAUAAUGAUAUGUUAACAUUAAAAAGUAAUACGUCCUUUGAAAUUUAUGUAAAUAAUAAUGAAGCAUUAAAUAAUGAUGACAAAAAUAAUAAUGAUAUAAAAACUUUAAAUAUUGUCAAAGAAUUUAAAAAAAAUAAUCAUGAAGAUAAUAAUAUAGAUAUAUAUAGUGAACUCAAUACUGAUAUGUAUAGCAACGAUAUAUAUAGCAACGAUAUAUAUAGCAACGAUAUUUAUAGCAACGAUAUUUAUAGCAACGAAAUAUAUAGUAACGAAAUAUUUAGUAACGAAAUAUAUAGUAACGAUAUAUAUAGUAGUGAUAUGAAUAGUUAUAUGACUGGUAAAUUAUCUAACGAUAUGAAUGUUGAAAUUAAUAGACAAUUUAAUCGAAAAGAUUUUUGUUCUAUAAAUAAUAUACAUUCAAAUAUAAUUCCUUCCAAUUUUUUUUAUUCAAAUAUGAUACCUUCCAAUAUUUUAUAUUCAAAUAUUAUGCCAUCCAAUUUUUUAUAUUCAACAAAUAAUUCAAGAUCUUCAAUGGAUAAUCAAAAAUGUAUUCUUAAAUGUGAAUCUAAUAAAAUUUAUAGUUCUCAUGUAGUAUUAUCUAAAGAAGAAGAUCUUAGAAAUAAUAAUUUCAGUAAAGAUAUUUGUAUUGAUCCAAAUUUUUCUUCCUUUGAUUAUAUGUCAAGUGAUGACAUGGAUUAUUAUAAUCACGAUCACAACGUGCAAUCACAACAAAAGGAAAAAAUUAACGACAGCAAGGAAAACGAUAACAGCGAUAAUAACGACAACAAGGAAAAUGAUAACAACGAUAAUAACGAUAAUAACGAUAAUAACGACAACGUUAAUGUCAAUUACAAUGACAAUUACAAUGACAGUAUUAAUGACAGUGUUAAUGACAGUGUUAAUAGUCGUAGAAGCCAUUUAAAUUUGACAAAUUCACAAGAUGAUACACAUAAAAGGUUGGCAGAACAAAAUAAUGAAAUUAAAGAGAAAAUAAAUUUUGAAGAACAAAGUAUUCUAGAGAAUAUGAAAAGGAGCGAGAAAUUAAAUAAUAUAAAUAAUUUGUGGAGUAGUUUUUUUGAACCAAAUAGUUUAUAUGAAAUUGCUGGACAUAGAAAUGAAAUUUUAAAAUUAUAUAAAUUUUUAAAAAAAAAAAUUAAUAAUAAAUUAAAUGAUAAAAUAUAUGAAUAUGUAGAUUUUUCAGAAAAAAGUAGUGAAUAUAAUAAAUGUUUUAAAGUUGAUAAUGUAAAUAUAAUUUUUUUAUUAUAUCCACCAAAUUGUGGAGUUAAAAGAUUAGUUGAAUUAACAUGUUAUGCAUGUGAUUUAUGUCCAAUAUAUGAAAAUAAAGUACAAAAAUAUAAAAAUAUUAAUUAUUUUUUUAAAUAUACACAUGGUCUUAAAGGAAUAUCAAUAUAUAAUGCAAAUCGUUUAGAUAAACAAGCUAUGAAUGAAUUAAAUACAAGAAAUGAUGUAUGUAUUUGUUUAUAUGAAGAUAAAAAUUAUAUAAUAAAUAAUUUUAAUAAUUUUACUCUACCUUUUCUUGAUAAUAUUAAUCAUUUACUUAUCAAAUUUUCAUAUCCAUCUAAAAAAGCUCUCUUUUAUAGAUGUUUCGCUGUAUCAUCAUGUGUAAUAAAAAAUUUAAGAAAAAAAACAUUCAAAAUUUUGUUUGAAAUAUGUAAACUAAAAAAUUUAUCUUAUUCAAUAGAAAGUAUAUAUAACAAGGUCCAUUUAAUCUCAUCUUAUAUAAAUUACAUAAAAGCUAAUGAAUCUUCUACAAAUGAUAUUUGUAGUAACACCAUUGGUCACCACACUCAUACAAUGAAAAUAUAUGAAAAUGAUGGAAAGAAAAGGAUUCAAACAAUUCAAACGAUUCAAAGGAUUAAAAGUAUUUGUGAGGACGAACUGGUUGUAAGAAAUGAAAACAUUGAUAAAAAUAUAAAAAAUGAUAUGAUUUGUAAUAAUGAUGAUAAUAAUAAAAAUAAAACAGAUGAUAUGAUUUGUAAUAAUUAUGAUAAUAAUAAUAAUAAAACAGAUGAUAUGAUUUGUAAUAAUUAUGAUAAUAAUAACAAUAGUCAGAAUAAAUCGUUUUGUAGAAGAAAAUAUAACGAAUACAAUUAUGAUCAUAUAAAAUAUAGAAAAGAUGAUUUUUGUUUUCCAAAUAAUAUUAUAUACGAAUAUAUUAGAACACAUUUAUUAAAUCGUUUUGUUAUAUAUAAUUAUGAUGAUAUUGAAGAAGAUAUUUAUGCAGAUUAUCAUAUGAAUAAUAUAGAAGAAGAUAAUUUAAAAAAAUUAAAUCAAUUAAAUAAAGAAUAUUAUUUUUAUGGUGGUUUUGAUUUUGAAGAAAUUAAUAAUAUAAUUUAUGAUUCUUAUGAUAAAUUAUAUAUACAUAAUCCAAGUUUUAUAUUAGAUUUUAAUAUAAAUAAAAAUGAUAAUAUGCUAGAAGAUAAUAUUGAUUAUUUAUAUAUAGAUGAAAAAUCAAAAAAAGAUAGACAACGAAUUUUAAUGGAUAAUUUAGAAUUAUUCUUAUAUGCAUCUAUAUUAUUAAAAUCUAAAGAUAUUAAUAUUUCUUAUAUUGCUGUUGAUAUGGCAAUUUAUUGGAAUAAAUUUCUUUAUAUGAAUCCUUGUUUUACCAAAAAAAAAAAAACAAAAAAAAAAAAACAAACCAAUAUACAAAUUAGUGUAUAUCAAAAAGAACAAUCAGUUAAUUUUAAUAAUAAUGAUUAUAUUAAUCAAACAAAAUUAAAAGAUCAUUUAAAAAAUAAAACUGAUAAAUGUAAUAAAGGAUAUAAUGAUAAAGUGAAAAAAUAUAAACAACUUAUUAUGCACUUUAAUUGCCCAUUCAAUUUCUCAUCCGCAAAUAUUGUAUAUGAUAUAUUGCAAAGCAAUAAAGUAGUUAAUUUUAAUGUAAAAAAAAGAGGAUAA
Messenger RNA from Plasmodium gaboni, 6144 nucleotides. RefSeq lists its product as hypothetical. Lineage: Eukaryota; Apicomplexa; Aconoidasida; Haemosporida; Plasmodiidae. The record is from RefSeq and is a predicted model, not a curated record. The transcript has a single exon. The coding region runs from base 1 to 6144 and encodes 2047 amino acids.